This is a messenger RNA of Sclerotinia borealis F-4128, 654 nucleotides long. The record is from the annotation of a GenBank genome assembly. Lineage: Eukaryota; Fungi; Ascomycota; Leotiomycetes; Helotiales; Sclerotiniaceae.
AUGACAGAGAACCAUAGGACUACGAGAGCCCAGUCUUGGCUUGGGUUCUGGCACGAAUCUCGAUGCCAAACGCUAGGCGUUUGUGCGCCAGUUCCGCCGUUAUCGACUGUUUACUGGCCGCUUGAUAGUUUACUGACUUUUCGGUCGUCCGUCUAUCGCGCGGUCGGUUCUUGGGAGAUUCUCGCCGGUGGCUAUUGGGCUACCGUGCCACGCCGAAUCGGCUCUCCUCUUGUUAAGGUCUCCAUGCCUCGAGGUUCAUGGUCCACUCUUCUGCCCGAUUGCAUUUUAAUAUACGACCACCGUUGGCUAUUACUCUGCAGAGUAUGCAGUUCUCCAGCAUUCUUAAUUCCUAAAGGAAAGAAAGCUAAACAGCCAGAGAAGCCACAAACCGUUCAAACAUUUGUGGUUGCCGUUACCUUGACCGAGAGAUGGGGCGUGAAGAAGAUUGCCGACUACCACCUCUCGUGCUUCGGCGUGCUUUUUCAACGCCAACAGUUGACAUGUUCCUCUUCACGAGGCGUCGCUUCUUCCUUCCAUUAUGUUUGUUGUUCAAAGAAAGUCUCUCGGUCCUCAUCAGCUUCGGUAGAUGAACGAUCUCUUCGCUUUGCUGAAGAGCGAGAAACGGCUUUGGAAGCUACCUUCGCCAUUGACUAA